Molecule: messenger RNA, 912 nt
Organism: Rhineura floridana
Lineage: Eukaryota; Metazoa; Chordata; Lepidosauria; Squamata; Rhineuridae
Product: transmembrane and coiled-coil domain-containing protein 5B-like
Exons: 1
Coding region: 1-912 (303 amino acids)
Source: RefSeq, a predicted model, not a curated record
AUGUCAUCAUCGGUGGAGGAUCUGUCUCUGGCAAAUGAAAACCUCCGGUGCCAAAUCAAUGACCUGAGAGAAACAGUGGCCUGCCUUGAUUCUGAGAAUCAGGAGCUGCUCAAAGAGAACAGAUGCAUCAAGGAUCACAACAGGAGCCUGCAAGGGACUGCAGAUACAUUUAAGGCCACGAUGGAGGAGAUGCAGAAGAAGGUGGAGGAUAUUAGAGAGAGGAUGGACCAUGCGAACAUGAAGAUCCACGAGCUGGACAUCCAAAACAAGUCUUUGGUGAAAGCUAAUGAGGAGCUCAACAAGGAACUGCAUGAGGUGUCUUCUCAGGUGGCCCUUUUCCAAGACUACAAAGCAGCUCAGGAGAAGGACCUUCUAGAGAUGCAGAACCUCUCAGCAGAAGUCAAAAAGUACCUGAAGAGCCUGGAGGAGAGGCUGGAGGAGACGGAGCAUCACUAUCAUGCAGAGAAGAGCCAUUCCUCCCAGCUGAAGGAGAAGGUAGGGACACUUCUUCAGCUCCGGCAAAACCAGAGGAAUGACAUCAAAGAUCUACAGGCCCAACUGGAGACCUGUGUACAGCAGGCCACAAUCUUGAGAUUGGACCAGGAGAACAGGGUGCAGAUGGGUUCGCUAAUGCACGAAAUUGUGGAGGCCAAGCUGGUGGAUGUUGCUUUGAACAGAUCAAAGAGCAGGAAAGCCAUGUAUUGGCUCUGGAAGUUGGGGAAAUUCCUGACCAUCCUGGUUCUUGGCUGCAUUCUCCUCCUAGUCUUAGCCCUCAGCUACACCUAUUUUUUCAAUCAGCAAUUCAUUGCGGAGACUGUCCUGGUGUUUCUUAGCGAACAGAACAUCAACAAAAUUGUGCAAGGCUUCGCUCACUACCUGACAUGGAGAAACGAUGGCCUUUUGCCAUUUUGA